This is a messenger RNA of Phaeodactylum tricornutum CCAP 1055/1, 1045 nucleotides long. RefSeq lists its product with no specific name. The transcript has a single exon. Lineage: Eukaryota; Bacillariophyta; Bacillariophyceae; Surirellales; Neidiaceae. The record is from RefSeq and is a predicted model, not a curated record. Bases 38 to 1045 code for a protein of 335 amino acids.
UGAGGAACUAUUCGAAGGAACAAAAUUGCGAAACAGUAUGGAAGCACAACGAUCUCCGCUACAGCGUCUUUCAACGAACGAGACCUGGGAAAGCGGUCCGAGCCAAUCGAAACGUCCCAGAGCGCAAAGCAAGGGCAAUGAUCGAUCGUCUAUGAGCUCUUCCGCUCAUGAACCCACAGCGACCUUUGUCUACCCUGAAGACGUCGCGAUUCCUUCUCGUGGCGUCGUCAAGGCUCUGUACGAAGAAGCUAUAAGCUCGAAAGAAAGCAAUCAGCAUGCACUAUCGGAUGCGGGCCUCUUAUCCUUCGAGGAUGUCUUGUUGCCGGCUGUUGCGUAUCAAGAGGAGCAUGCACUCAAGGCUCUCCAGGCCAGGGUACAACGGGACAAUCCCGACGCGAAGCCCGCAAUCGUUGCUUGUCGUAAGGUAAUGUUUGACAGCAUCGGUGCGGCGGUAGAGGCGGCCAAGGAGUCACGGAUUGCUCGCGACCAAAUCGAUCGGGAAAGAGAAGCCGUCUGGCAAGCUGAGCAAGAGGUCAAAAGGGUCACUGCUGCGGCCGAACAGGAUCGACUCGCCAAGGUAGAUAGAGAAAGACAUCGACGAGACCUUAAGAAAAAGCUUCCUCGUAAUCAGGAAUUGUGGAGGGAAGUGGCCUAUCUCAUGACGGAACUCAAUAAAUUGCACCGUGAAGAAAGGCAAUGGAAGGAUACGGAGGAAGACAUUUCGCAAAGAGAAAUCGAAAUGAAGGCACUGGAAGAGAAAAAGAAUUCCGAUAGUGAUGAGGAGCCCGCCGACACGGAAAUUGAAAUUUCUACGGACAAAAUAACCAAGAUCGAACAAACUGUUGAAGACAUUACGUUGUCAGCGGUUCGCAUCGAACAGGCGCUGCAUGUAGUUUCGGGUAUCAUCAUUGAAUCUGACAAAGUUCGCAAAGAUUUGUACCGCCGGUACAAGACCGACUUUCAGUUCCACCGCUACCCGGGAGUCAAGAAUCCCAAGGGCAUUUUACGUGCUCUUACGCAAAGUCAAGACCAAGACGAGGAGUAG